AUGCCCUUUCCUAAACAGGAGGAAAGGCAAAAAUGCUGGGCAUCAAAGGAUGCCUACUGGCAGUGCCUCACAGAUAAUAAUGAUGAUACAUCGAAAUGUGGAAAGGAACGUAAAGAGUACGAGUCAAGUUGCAUAAAACAAUGGGUGAGUUACUUUGACAAGAGACGUGACUAUUUAAAAUUUAAGGCAAGUCUAGACAAGGGACAGGAGCCUCCUCCAGAUACAAAGCAGAGUUCAUGA
Messenger RNA from Candidula unifasciata, 240 nucleotides. NCBI's taxonomy places the organism in Eukaryota, Metazoa, Mollusca, Gastropoda, Stylommatophora, Geomitridae. The record is from the annotation of a GenBank genome assembly.